Molecule: messenger RNA, 480 nt
Organism: Exserohilum turcica Et28A
Lineage: Eukaryota; Fungi; Ascomycota; Dothideomycetes; Pleosporales; Pleosporaceae
Exons: 1
Coding region: 1-480 (159 amino acids)
Molecular function (GO): oxidoreductase activity
Source: RefSeq, a predicted model, not a curated record
AUGACGUACACUACCCUAAUCUUCCUCACCCGCAAACACAACAUCACCUCGGAGCAAUUCAGAGACUACUACGAGGGCACCCACAUUCCCCUCGUGCACUCGCUGCUCGCCCACUGCUGGCCCGUCACCUUCAAACGGCGCUACAUAGCCCGCACACUGCGCAAAGGCUUCGGCACCCCAGCCAACCCGGACCGCCCGCCACUGACGCUCAGGGGCGAGGCCGGCGACAUGGACUACGACUGCAUCACCGAGACGACGUUUGAAAGCGAGGCCCACUUUCUCAACUUCUACCGCAGCGUCUAUGCAAAGGAGGUGGCCGAGAUCCUGACAAACGACGAGGCCAAUUUCCUCGAGAGCGGCAAAACCAAAAUCAUCGUCGUGGGCGAAACUUGGACUACCGAUCAAUCGGGAAUGACGGCGAGGGCUGUGGCCUGCGGCCUCAUGAGUGUGCCGCCUGGUGGCGACGACGCCUCGAGCUGA